CUUCUUACCUCUGUACCACCUUUCUUUUCUUGAUCUUGAUCUUUUGUUCACACUGAUAUAGUAUCUUCUUUGUCCUUCCCAUAUCUGGAGAUUAUCUUAUCACAAGGGUCGAACCACGGAUUCUCUGAAGUUCACGCCACGAGCUCGGACCGAGCACAGAACAACUUUUGACCUGCAGGUGCUGAGUCAAAUCGGUCCGUCUGUAUUUACUUGCAGUCUGAGGACCAACGGCAAACAUGGCCAUUGAAGUUGUGCCCCUUACUGAGGCCGACAUUCCGGAUGCCAUUGAGAUCAUCCAAUCGGCCUUCGCAGAGGACCCAUAUUUCAAAUGGGUGUUCGAUGCCAACAAUUUCAAUAAAGCGAGAAACCAUGAUUCUCUUGCUGUGCGGUGCCGCUGGGGCAUUGACAACGCCAUCUUCCAAGUCGCCAAGGAGACGCCACCGUACCCCGGUGACAACGGCGAUGCGACCACGGCUCCGGCUUCACGUGUCGUGGGUGUCUCCUGCUGGCUUCCGCCCCAUGCGCCGUCCGAGCCCGAGAGCUGGUAUACCUGGUCGCAAGGAUGGCUGCUGUCUGCUCGGCAGGCGUUGAACAACCUGCGCCAUUGGGGCCGUGGGGGGCUGCGCACGAAUCGUUAUUGGAUCUGGAAGGCACGUCAGCACGAGGCCCAGAGUCAGAUCUGGGAUGAUCCCAAGGGGUAUUAUUUCUGUAAUAUCGUGGCUGUCCGGCCAGGGACGCAGGGGAAGGGCAUUGGGAGGAAGCUUUUCGAGGCCGUAACGGAGAAGGCGGACCAGGAGGGGGUCAAGUGCUAUCUAGAGAGCUCGAGGAAUGAACCCAAUGUUCAGAUCUAUGAGAAGAUGGGGUUUGAGAUGGCCAAGGAGAUGGAGUGCCGCGAUGGGGACGAUGUGUGCAUGUUGUAUUGCAUGGUGCGGAAGCCGAGGUCGAAGUAUUGAGGACUCACGGAUGCUGGAAGGAGGCGGAGUUUUGCUGAUCAGACUGGCGCAGCGCAAAUUGUAGACGC
Molecule: messenger RNA, 1021 nt
Organism: Aspergillus homomorphus CBS 101889
Lineage: Eukaryota; Fungi; Ascomycota; Eurotiomycetes; Eurotiales; Aspergillaceae
Product: GNAT family N-acetyltransferase
Exons: 4
Coding region: 237-953 (238 amino acids)
Molecular function (GO): acyltransferase activity, transferring groups other than amino-acyl groups
Source: RefSeq, a predicted model, not a curated record